This is a messenger RNA of Aplysia californica (California sea hare), 1122 nucleotides long. RefSeq names its product thymidylate kinase. Gene Ontology annotation, molecular function: dTMP kinase activity; ATP binding. Gene Ontology annotation, cellular component: cytosol; mitochondrion; cytoplasm. Lineage: Eukaryota; Metazoa; Mollusca; Gastropoda; Aplysiida; Aplysiidae. Gene Ontology annotation, biological process: dUDP biosynthetic process; dTTP biosynthetic process; dTDP biosynthetic process. The record is from RefSeq and is a predicted model, not a curated record.
GAUCGUAGUACAACCAUCGGCACUAUGAUUGACAGUUACCUGAAGCAAUCGGUGGAGCUAGACGACCACACGAUCCAUCUGCUCUUUUCUGCCAAUAGAUGGGAAGUUUUGGUUUGGAUGUUGAGUGGUGUCGUCAGCCCGAUGUAGGACUCAUUAAACCCGACAAGGUCAUCUACAUGAUGGUCAGUGGGGACUGUGCAUCGCAGAGGUCACAGUUUGGUGAGGAGCGGUAUGAGAAGCUGGACUUUCAGGUUAAGGUCAAAAAUGUCUUCAAACAGCUGGAGGAUCCGGAUUAUUGGCAGGUGGUGAACGGUGAUGUCUCUGUCGAUGAGGUUCACUCUCAAGUUUAUCAGAUUGCUUCAGAGACCAUAAAUGGCGCGUCAGAAAAGCCGCUCUUGAAGCUGUGGACGGAUGGGACUGUUUCACAAGACAAAUGAGGGCACUGGUAUUUUUUUUCCUCCUUAAAGCACCAGUGGCAAGUGCUCUGGUAUGGUUUGCUCCUUCUUUACCAUUAAAUAUAUAUGUCGUCCUUAUCUCUACUCCUUUUCUUUGUAGGUUACUUUCUAGUAGCACUUCUAAUCAUCGGCACUUAUAUUAAUAUGAUCUAUUUGUGUAGCGAUUGCUGUAGACUCUUUGUAAUAUAAUAUGCGACAGCAGUAGAAAAUAUGUGGAUUGGAAUGUGAAAUAAGAGCAGUUACAGAUGAGCUGUUAUGAUUGGUUUUUCUUUCUUUAUUGUAUUUUCGUUUGUCCUUGAUAAUGAUAGGUGCAGAACUUGAUGGAUUUUAACAGUAAUAAUAGGCCAUUCCACAAAAAAUGGGGGGGGGGGUGUUGUUGUUAGAGGCAGCCUUCUUCUAACAUAAUUUUGAAAACAACCCUGCCUUUCCCCCCCCCCCCCCAAAAAAAAAAAACAGCAUGUACUCCUACUGUUUGUGUUGUUUGGAAUUGUCUUAACAGAUCAUCACCUCUGCGUUUAUGUGUCAUUUCGGUUUGGGUUUUUUUCAGGCUUGUUCAGAUGUACUCGGGCCAAAAUUUUAAUGUUUUAACUUUUUUGUAUUGCAAUUACUUAUCUGUGGUUUUGGUUGCAUAAAUAUUUUUUUAUGAAAUUAAAAUACAUUUUUCGAG